ACAAUGUGUUAAUUUUGGAACUUUAAAUUGCAGGUCUCGGCAGGUUAUGGCUUUACACAUGUAAGCUUUAGUUAAAAAUCUGAUCCCUCGUAUGCCAAAACAUCAGUUGGGUAAAAUCAUUCGAGAGAUCAAAACAAGAACGAGCCAGAUACAGUUUGUGAUCAGAUUCAAUGGCAUAUUCUUCUUCCGGAGCUUCUCAAAUAAAAUAUGUUGUUCUUCUUCUUUGUGAUCUCAUGCUUAUCUCGGGAUUGACGGGUGAAAUAUCAGAUAAUAGUCCUCAAAUAAAGUAUGAUGUUUUUGUUAGCUUCAGGGGGGAGGACAUCCGUCACGGUUUUCUUGGUUAUUUGACUGAGGCUUUUCAUCAAAAGCAGAUACAUGCCUUCAUAGAUGAUAAACUUGAGAAGGGAGAUGAAAUAUGGCCAUCACUUGUUGGAGCAAUUCAAGGAUCAUUGAUUUCCUUGACCAUAUUCUCUGGAAACUACUCCUCUUCGCGUUGGUGUCUAGAAGAACUUGUGAAAAUAAUUGAGUGCAGGGAGACAUAUGGACAAACUGUGAUACCUGUUUUCUACCAUGUAAAUCCCACAGAUGUACGACAUCAAAAGGGGAGUUAUGAAAAAGCUCUUGCUGAACAUGAAAAGAAAUAUAAUUUGACAACAGUGCAAAACUGGAGACAUGCUUUGAAGAAAGCUGCUGAUUUAUCAGGAAUAAAGUCUUUUGAUUACAAGAAUGAAGUUGAGCUGCUUGGAGAAAUCAUCAACACGGUCAAUCUUAAGUUAAUGAGGUUGGAUAAGAAUCCACUUAGCUUAAAAGGACUUGUUGGAAUUGACAGAUCAAUUCAAUAUGUAGAGUCAAUGCUACAACAUGAGUCAAGCAACGUCCGUGUUAUUGGAAUUUGGGGUAUGGGUGGUAUUGGAAAGACAACCAUUGCACAAGAAAUUUUAAACAAACUUUGUUCUGGAUAUGACAGUUAUUGUGUUUUUGUAAAUGUAAAGGAAGAAAUAAGAAGACAUGGAAUAAUUACCUUGAAGGAAAUUUUUUUUUCUACACUACUACAAGAAAAUGUGAAAAUGAUCACAGCAAAUGGAUUGCCAAAUUAUAUCAAGAAAAAGAUUGGUGGCAUGAAGGUUUUAAUUGUUCUAGAUGAUGUAAAUGAUUCAGAUCUACUAGAAAAAUUGUUCGGAAACCAUGAUUGGUUUGGACCAGGUAGUAGAAUCAUUUUAACAACUAGAGACAAGCAAGUGCUUAUUGCUAAUAAAGUGCAUGUUGAUGAUAUAUACCAAGUUGGGGUAUUGAACCCUAGUGAAGCACUUGAACUUUUCAUCUUACAUGCCUUUAACCAAAAGCUUUUUGAUAUGGAGUAUUAUAAAUUAUCAAAGAGAGUGGUGUGUUAUGCCCAAGGUAUUCCAUUAGUUCUUAAAGUUUUGGGUGGUCUUCUUUGUGGAAAAGAUAAAGAAGUGUGGGAAAGUCAGCUAGACAAACUCAAAAACAUGCCGAACACAGAUGUUUACAAUGCAAUGAGAUUGAGUUAUGAUGAUCUAGAUCGCAAAGAACAAAAGAUUUUCUUAGAUCUUGCAUGUUUCUUCAUAGGAUUGGAUGUGAAAGUGGACCUCAUAAAAGUUUUAUUGAAAGAUAAUGAAAGAGAUAAUUCAGUGGUUGUUGGAUUAGAAAGGUUGAAAGAUAAAUCUCUCAUAACCAUUUCUAAAUAUAAUAUUGUGUAUAUGCAUGAUAUCAUACAAGAAAUGGGUUGGGAGAUUGUUCGCCAAGAAUCUAUUGAAGACCCUGGCAGUCGCAGCCGAUUAUGGGAUGCCGAUGACAUUUAUGAAGUAUUAAAAAAUAAUAAGGGAACUGAGUCCAUAAGAAGCAUAAGAGCAGACUUGUCAGUAAUUAGGGAGCUGAAGUUAAGCCCUGACACAUUUACUAAGAUGAGUAAACUACAAUUUUUGCAUUUUCCUCAUCAAGGUUGCGUUGAUUAUUUUCCUCAUCAAAGUAGCGUUGAUCAUUUUCCUCACAGACUUCAAUCUUUUUCAGUUGAGCUAAGGUAUAUUGUUUGGAGGCAUUUCCCUCUAAAAUCCUUGCCAGAGAACUUUUCUGCCAAAAACCUUGUUCUCUUGGACUUGUCAUAUAGCCGGGUGGAAAAACUUUGGGAUGGAAUACAGAAUUUGAAGAAUUUAAAAGAAGUUAAAGUCUCUGGUUCUAAAAACUUGAAGGAGCUUCCAAACCUUUCAGAAGCCACAAAUCUUGAAGUAUUGGAUAUCAGUGCUUGUCCUCAGUUGGCUAGUGUGAUUCCUUCCAUUUUCUCUCUCACCAAGCUCAAGAUAAUGAAGCUAAAUUAUCGCUCCUUUACCCAAAUGAUAAUCGAUAACCAUACAAGCUCCAUUAGUUUUUUCACCCUUCAAGGGUCUACAAAACAUAAAUUAAUUUCACUGAGAUCAGAGAAUAUCACUGUUGGACCUUUUGGAUGCAUUUGUUACAAAGAAAAACCCUCGUCUUUUGUAUGUCAAAGCAAGCUCGAAAUGUUUAGGAUAACCGAAAGUGACAUGGGGUACUUGCCUUCAAGCUUCAUGAAUCUUAGAAGACAGCGAUAUCUGAGAGUUCUAGAUCCGAGGGAGCUUCUCAUGAUAGAAAGUGGCUCUGUAGAUGUCAUAGAUUGCAAAUCAUUGAAGCACGUAUUGGUUCUUGCUGAACAAUUCAAGUAUAUCAGCAGUGGCGUUGGCAUUCAGAAUUACCAAGGAUUGGUCGAAGAAUCGGUGGUGGUGGCAUUAGAUGCAAUUUCAUCAACUGUUGAAACUGUGGUUGACCAUUCAGAGCUUAUAGAUGACAAGAGGUAUAUUAGUAUUGAUGAAAGAAAAUUGAAGCCAGUGAAGAGAAUUGAUGAAUAUUUAAUGAAGUACCACAUGAAUAUAUUUCUGGAUUUGGCCAAUAGAGAUGAAUUAAUUGUUACAAACAGGAAGCCUGUACACGCCCAUUGUCGUGCAAUUGACAAUGAUGAUUCUGUAACAAAUUAAGAAGAGAGAAGGUACAAGUGUCCAAGGCAGGUAAACACUAACUUUUAGUUUUAGGUUUGAUUCGUUCCAUAUGGUUUGCACAUCCAUAAUCAAGUGUAUCCUCAAUGACUGUUUACAGAAUAAUAGUUGUUUUGUGCAAUCAGAAACUCAUAAUUUAAUAAAAUGUAGUCUUGUAGAAACUAUACUUUUGCAAGACUUAUUAUUAGCCUAUUUUACUUAUUCCUUCAACAGUGUAAUUUUCAUUGAGAUUAGUGCUUGCAGUUGCUGGACUGGCUCUUUUAGGUUGGAGCUAUAGUGGUUGGUAUAAAUCUUCUGUUUUCUUCUGAAUCUAAUUCAUGUUGCUUUCUACCUGUGUCUCCAAAUUCUUAGUGAUUUCAAAUUUGUUUACUCUUAAGAUUUUAGAAGCAGGAAAAACCAACUUUGUCAGCAAUGUUGUUGUAAGUUUUCUGAAUAUUCUCUGUUGUACAAAGACUUGUUCCUUUACAAAUUUGUGACUGAUGUAUAAUGUUUCAUUGGUGAUAUAGGAGGGACAAAGUUUGAGAGUGCUUUGUCCUAAAUAUUUUUCUUGUUUUAGUUAUAUCUCAAAUUUAAUUUUAAUUCAAGGA
Molecule: messenger RNA, 3610 nt
Organism: Glycine soja
Lineage: Eukaryota; Viridiplantae; Streptophyta; Magnoliopsida; Fabales; Fabaceae
Product: disease resistance protein RPP5-like
Exons: 6
Coding region: 171-3005 (944 amino acids)
Biological process (GO): defense response; signal transduction
Molecular function (GO): ADP binding
Source: RefSeq, a predicted model, not a curated record